AUGUGGAGCCUGAAAAUUCCCCCAAGAGCUAGUGCUUUUUCUUGGAGAUUAUUCAAGAACAGGCUCCCUACUAGGGAUAAUCUCAGAAGGAGGCAAGUGACAUUGCCUUCAUAUAGAUGUCCUUUAUGUGACCUUGAUGAAGAAUCUGUCACUUAUCUUAUGUUCAACUGUUCCAAGACUAGGAGUCUUUGGUGGGAGCCUAUGAGAUGGGUUAAUAGAGUGGGUCCUUUCCCCAUAGACCCAAAGAAUCACUUUCUACAAUUCUCUCAGUGGAAUAGGCCAAGUUGUACAGUCAAGAGAUUGGAAUUUCUCUGGAUAACUCUGUCCUUGUCCAUUUGGCAUCACAAAAAUGGCAUGGUUUUCAAUAAUCAGUCUUUCAAUCCAGAAAAGGUCAUAGAUGAGGCCUUAUUCCACACCUGGUCUUGGCUUAAGUGUGUGGAGAAGGGCUUUCAAUUGCAUUUUAAUUUCUGGUCAACUAACCUGAAGGAUGCAUUUUCUUAG
Molecule: messenger RNA, 501 nt
Organism: Glycine soja
Lineage: Eukaryota; Viridiplantae; Streptophyta; Magnoliopsida; Fabales; Fabaceae
Exons: 1
Coding region: 1-501 (166 amino acids)
Source: RefSeq, a predicted model, not a curated record